Molecule: messenger RNA, 1610 nt
Organism: Nematolebias whitei (Rio pearlfish)
Lineage: Eukaryota; Metazoa; Chordata; Actinopteri; Cyprinodontiformes; Rivulidae
Gene: klf17
Product: Kruppel-like factor 17
Exons: 3
Coding region: 118-1401 (427 amino acids)
Biological process (GO): regulation of transcription by RNA polymerase II
Molecular function (GO): DNA-binding transcription factor activity, RNA polymerase II-specific; RNA polymerase II cis-regulatory region sequence-specific DNA binding
Source: RefSeq, a predicted model, not a curated record
CCGUCGAGCUGCGCGCGCCCGAGCUGCUCUGUAUGGACACAAAGCGCAGCUUCUGGCACAGUUUGGAGUUUACAUCGAAGCUUUAAUAAGAGUCAAAGCCAGUGUGUGGACGCUGUCAUGGCUGUGGCUGAAGCGCUUCUGCCUGGUCUGACAUCGUUCCCGAGCGUCAAAGCGAUGAAUAAUCUUUGUAGCAUGGAUGAGUGCGCGCGGAGCGGCGCAACAAGUGUCCAAGACAGCUCGCGCAUCGAGGUGGAGUUCAGCAUCGUCCAGUCUCCGUCUGGACCCCCCAGAGAGGAGGACGAGCUUGGGAAGUUUCUGGACCUGGAGUUCAUUUUGUCCAACACCCUCGGAGCUGAUGUGGGCAGCAAUGACAGCGGGGAGGGCUCUCUUUCCCAGCAGCAGAGCGCGUACUCCCUCCCGGAGUCUCCGGAGAGCUGCAGCGGUGGUUCGGUUCCAGACUCCACGGAACACCCCUCAGCUGCUGAUGGCGCUCACCUGGCGGCGCAGGGCUACCACUGCUUCACCGAGGCCAGCCCGGUGCGCAGCCUGAUGGCGGAGCUCCUCACCCCUGAGAUGAGCUACCUGGAGGAAAGCCCCUCGGAGGGGGCGGCCAAAAUGAGGGAGCGCUGUGAGUACACGGAGCUGCGGGCUCUGAACCCCCUCGCAGCUCCGGCUGCAGCACCCACGCUGGGAUGCAAGGUCAAAGCCGAGUUUGGAGUCCAGUCUUGCAUGAUGGCUGCCAGGAACUUUGUUGAGCAGAUGCGCUCCGUGCAGUCGGCGGCUUUUACGCACCAGCAGGGCUCAGGUCCAGGUGCGCUGCACGGCUUCGGCGCGCACCCUAAUCACCAGGGACGCGCAGGCUGCAAUAUGGCGCAAGUGAACUCAACCCAUCACCUUCACAACCCCCAUCUUCCGAACCAGUACGUGAGCGCGCCGUACCCCCCUCAGUACGCGCAGUUUCAAGGACAGUACGGCGUGCACAGAGAGCACAUCCACCAGCAGCAGCAGCAGCAUGCCGCCGCUGUGCACGGAAUGAUGCUCACGCCCCCUUCCUCGCCGCUGCUGGAGUUUUACGCGCACGACGAGGCAGGGUGCGCCAAGCAGAAGCGAGGCCGCAAGUCGUGGACACGAAAACGCGCAGCCACGCACAACUGCGAGUUCCCCGGCUGCGGGAAGACGUACACGAAGAGCUCCCACCUCAAAGCCCACAUGAGGACGCACACAGGUGAGAAGCCGUACCACUGCAACUGGGAGGGCUGCGGCUGGAAGUUCGCCCGAUCCGAUGAGCUCACGCGCCACUUCAGGAAGCACACGGGACACAGACCCUUCCAGUGCCACCUGUGCGAGCGCGCCUUCUCCCGCUCAGACCACCUGGCUCUGCACAUGAAGAGGCACAUGUAGCACCCCCCCCCCCCCUUCCCCCCCAUGGACACUUCCUCCAUCCAUCAGGGUCUCACUGACUCCAGAGUCCCACCAGUAAAUGCAAACAGUGAACUCUGAGAAGCAAUAGAAUAUUUCUUUGGGAAAGCUUUUUUUUAAAGUGCCUCAUUUUUUCUACUGUUCAGUGCCUCUGAUGGUGUUUUUGUACAUAUUUGUAAAAAAAAAAAAAA